CACAGAACAUGGCUCCUGCUCCCGGUGCUGCCGCUGAAGACUGGACUUCCAUCCCCGCGACGUAUGCGAGCGGAGAAGAUGCGGCUGCACAGCAGCCCAGAACUUCCGUCACAUGGGACCUGAGCUCGCCCAUGGCCUUUGAGGCCACUGCCCAGCCGACCACUAGUUCCGUCACCUCCCGGGCCUCGGCGUCCCUCCCACCCGAUACGCGCAGGGGCAGCCAAAAUAUCUGCUUAGGGGUCCAGCCGCAGAUCUGCUUCUUGCGGCCGCGGACCUCGCAGCAGCCGGUGCUCUUCAGCUUAAUGAAUUCCAGUGAAGCAGCGGUGAAAAAACUUUUACCCAAGAGUCACUUAUCGCGAGUGAUUAUUCGUGACAACCUCAGUGCACAACGAAUCUUUGAGAUAGAGAUAAGAGCUUCAGACAAGACCAAGAAAAAGAUGAACCACCUGCACGAUCACCUGAAGAAAAAGUUCAUGACUGACCAGCUCAGGAAGCUGGGGCGAUGGAGACGGGAAUCCACGAACAUCUGGCAGUACCUGGAUAGCAUCCGAGCGUACAAGUUUCAGUGCGAACUCCAGCAGGGCAAAAGCGAGGCACCCUAGUCAAGAAAUCAUUUUGCCCCCGGGGCGGCAGCAACGACAAGUAGGCUGGCGGAAGGUGAAGAACUAGAAGCUGGCCAGCCUCCACCAUCAUAGCACUCGUAGCAGCAACAAUAAAC
This is a messenger RNA of Choloepus didactylus (southern two-toed sloth), 718 nucleotides long. RefSeq names its product chromosome 23 C5orf52 homolog (gene C23H5orf52). The transcript has 3 exons. The record is from RefSeq and is a predicted model, not a curated record. The coding region runs from base 9 to 602 and encodes 197 amino acids. NCBI's taxonomy places the organism in Eukaryota, Metazoa, Chordata, Mammalia, Pilosa, Megalonychidae.